GGGAGGGCUCGUGCUGUUCUCCGGAUACUCAAACUUCCAGGCCCUCAAUAAAUCGGCUUCUCUUGUGCUCCCGCCCACGAGGAAUCCUGGUUGCUAAGGAAAUGGAGGUUGGCUUAUUUGUUGUUGUUUUUUAAAGACUUGCACCCUGUCCUUCAAUCAAGCUUAUCUACAACAUGUAUCAACUUUCAUAUUCAUGUAAGAUCUGCAAAAAAAAUGUUUUUCACAAUGUAAUUAGAUCCAGUGCAAAUUGCUUAGAUACAUGGGUCAGAAAAAUCCACUCUUCAUUAGUAAACAAAGGUGGAGCUGGAGAAAAAUCAUUGCAUUCGUAUGAUGAUGAAAAUGUAAACUACAAAAUAGACGAUGAAGAUGGUCAAGAAUUGCACAUACCUGUUAUGCUGACAGAAGUUACUGAUUUUUUAGCACCUCGGAAGGGACAGUGUAUUCUUGAUAUGACAUUUGGAGCAGGAGGCCAUACCAAGGCGCUUAUGCAGAAAGCAGCUGGCAUUAAAAUAUAUGCACUGGACAGAGACCCUACAGCUUACGAACUAGCUCAGCAACUUUCAAAAUCUCAUCCGCAACAAGUCCAAGCUCUUCUAGGACAGUUUAGCCAAGCAGAAGACUUGUUAAGAUCUGUUGGAGUGCAGCCAGGGAGUCUGGACGGAGUUCUGUUGGAUGCUGGUUGCUCUUCUAUGCAACUUGAUACUCCAGAAAGAGGUUUUUCCCUACGAAAAGAUGGCCCUUUGGACAUGAGGAUGGAUGGUGACAGGUAUCCUGACAUGCCCACAGCUGCUGAUGUUGUGAACGCUUUAGAUCAACAGGCACUUGCGUCCAUCCUGAGAACAUAUGGGGAGGAGAGGCAUGCCAGGAAAGUAGCUUCAGCCGUUGUGCAGGCACGCAGCAUCUACCCCAUCACCAGAACUCAGCAGCUUGCCAGCAUUGUUGCAGGGGCUUUCCCUGAUUCAGCUUUGUAUUCUCGAAAAGACUUGCUUAACAGACCAACACAUGUUGCAACCAAAACUUUCCAAGCCUUGCGUAUCUUUGUCAACAAUGAGCUGCAUGAACUCUACGCCGGAUUAAAGACAGCUGAGAAGUUUCUAAAACCUGGGGGUCGACUUGUUGCACUUUCUUUCCAUUCAUUAGAAGAUCGGAUCAUCAAGCGUUUUCUUCAUGGAAUAGACAUGUCACUAAAGUACAACCUCAGUAUAAGAGAGAAAGUCAGGCAAAUGAGAAAGAAUUCUUUAGGAGAAGAGGAGGAAGAUGAAUUGUCCAGUGAAAAUGGUAACUCCAGAUGGGCACCUAUACAGAAGAAACCCCUUAAACCACAGGCUCAGGAUACUGCAAGCAAUCCAAGGGCACGUUCAGCAAAACUAAGAGGAGCUAUCAAGUUGUGAAUUACUUUUUUUGUCCAUGUUACAAUGUAAAGGAUGAUGAAGUAAUGCUUACAUUAAAAAAGAGAAUCACAGGUCUUUGUGGUGUAGUGGUGCAUUGGAUUUCUAGUAAAACUAGAAUGCCCAGGAAGAGUAGAUCACAUAGUAGCAUAUUCCUUUGAACUUAAGGAUGCAAUUGGAAAUAUUCAGCAUUGUCGCAGGAUGAUAUUCUUCGCUCAUGCAAAUUAAUGGACAGAAGUAAAUUUAGUUCUCUUAAUUGUGUAUAACGGACAAUAUAGUGGUAUUCACUAAUUCCUAAAAUACACAAUCCAUAAAAACACUGUGCUUUUCUUCCUCUGCCACAUAUGCAAAUAUGUACACACAUGCACAUUCUAAAUAAUAAUGCAUAGUGGUAGUAAUAAUUCAACAUGCUGAGUUAAGGCUUCCAUGCCUUGAACAGCAACAGAGAUUCAGUGUGUCCAUCCUUCAUUAAAAAAGCCCAACAAUCAAUUCAUCCCCCACUCUUUGACUUUUCCAUUUUUUCUUGUUUUUGUUUUUCUUUUCCAUUACAAUCUGGAAUUAAAAUGGAUUUAAUUGGCAUUGUUACCACUUGGUGCAUGCAAGAUACUCAGCUCUGUGAAAGUGCAAAAUAUUCUUCCUGUGAUAUAAAUGUUAAGUAAACAAAAAUAAGUUGUAAGUUAUAUAAAUACCCUGCUUGAUAUGACAUACCUCAGUAAGCUCUGGAACAACCCACUGCUUCCAGAAGUCAUAUAUUGUUCUUGUAAGUAAUUCAGUGGAGUCCAUCAGUGGCCAAUUGCUGGACAUCAUGGUCUCAGAUUAAAUACACUGCUUCCUGAAAGCCCAGGAGUUUGUUGGGGAGUAUAUGUAAACAAGCAGCAUAACAAAAACCAAAGAGCUAUCAAAACUAUUCUGAUACAAUGUGUAGAAGCACCAGGCAGGGUUAAGUUAUUUAAAAAUAUUCCCAACUCGACAGGCAGGACCUAGCAACAGUAAUCCAUGCCCUGGUAACCUCUCAAUUGGACUACUGUAAUGCAUUCUAUGUGGGGCUGCCCUUGAAAAUGGUCUGGGAGUUAAAGUUGGUACAAAAUAGAGCAGCUAGGCUGCUGAUGGGGAUAGAUAAUACCAAGCACAUAAAACCAGUCCUGUAUUAAUUACACUGGUUGCCCAUUGAAAUAUUGAUUACACUGGUUGCCCAUUGAAGUCUGGACUCAAUUCAAGGUGCAUGUUUUAACAUAUUAAGUCCUAAAUGUUUUAGGAUCUGAAUAUCUGAAAGACUGUUUUCAUUCAUAUAAGCUACCCAGACCCUAAGACUGUCAUCAGAGGUCCUUCUCUGGGAGCCAUCUCUAAAGGAAGCUAGGAGGAUGGCAACCUGGGGCAGGGCCUACUCAGUUGUGGCGCCCCAUCUAUUGAAUCGACUUCUCAGAGAUAUCGUCAAGCACCAUGCUUAUAUAAACAUUCCAACACCAGACCAAGUCAUUUUUAUUCAAGGAGCAUUUUAAUUGUUGAUUAUUUUAGUUGGAAUUUGAUUUUAAUUGGUAGUUAAAAGUAAAGUUUAGUGUUUGUAAUUAUGAUGUUUUAAGGUUUUUCCAAUUGGUUGUUAAACUAUUAUUUGGUGUUCCUGCUAUGAGGGUGAUGUUACCUUACUUUUAUUAUUUAUUGAUACUGUGGUUUUAAUUGUUUAUGUAUUAAGUUUUAUGUUGUUAAUUUUUAUUAAACCAUCUAGAGAGCCAUGUGCUACAAGAUGGUAUAUAAAAGUGCUAAAUGAAUAAAUGUAAAUAACUAUGAGUAUCCUAGGAGCUUUGCCUUGAAAAUAUCAUUUCCAUGGUGAAGCGUGGUUGUGGCUGCAUUAUGUUGUGGGGAUUCUUUUUCUUGGCAGGGACUAGGAAACUGGUCAGGAUUGAGAACAUGAUGGAUGGAGCCAAACACAGGGUGAUUCUUGAGAAAACCGUUUCAGUUUCCAAAUGGCCUAGGAUUGGAACAAAAGCUCACCUUCCAGCAGGACAACGACCCUAACCACACAGCUGGAAUAAUGAGUGGAAUGGUUUCAGAGCAAGAACCUGAAUGUCUUAGGACAGUGGUGGCGAAUCUAUGGCAUGCGUGCCGCAGCAGGCACACAGAGCCCUCUCUGUCGGCAUGCGAGUCAAGUCACCCCAGCAUCAGAUAACAGCACACA
Varanus komodoensis (Komodo dragon) is the source of this 3561-nucleotide messenger RNA. It is a transcript of the gene METTL15, whose product is annotated as methyltransferase like 15. Gene Ontology annotation, biological process: rRNA base methylation. Gene Ontology annotation, molecular function: rRNA (cytosine-N4-)-methyltransferase activity. The transcript is spliced from 6 exons. The record is from RefSeq and is a predicted model, not a curated record. Bases 174 to 1391 code for a protein of 405 amino acids. NCBI's taxonomy places the organism in Eukaryota, Metazoa, Chordata, Lepidosauria, Squamata, Varanidae.